Molecule: messenger RNA, 849 nt
Organism: Paraglomus brasilianum
Lineage: Eukaryota; Fungi; Glomeromycota; Glomeromycetes; Paraglomerales; Paraglomeraceae
Source: the annotation of a GenBank genome assembly
AUGCAGUAUAUUUUUGAGCGACGUCACAAGGGCAAAAUAUCAUAUUCGGGUGACGAAUUAUCCUCCGGUGACAGUGCUAUAGUGAUCAGUAACCACCGAUCAUUCUCAGAUUUCUAUAUGCUGCACUCUAUCGCAAUACGAAGAAACAUGUUACCGCAUCUCAAGUAUUUUGCAAAGGACUCGCUUAAAUUUAUUCCGUUCUUUGGAUGGGGGAUGUGGUUGAUGGGAAUGCUCUUUGUUACCAGAAAUUGGACGCAAGACGAAGCAAAGAUUGAAAGAAUGUUUAAAACAAUAAAGCGACAUGAAGCACCUGUCUGGAUUGUAAAUUUCUUGGAGGGAACUAGAGCUACUCCGCAGAAGCUAAAAGAUAGUCAAGAAUAUGCCCGAAAGAACAAUUUAACUAUAUUGGAAAAUUUGCUCAAUCCGCGAACGAAGGGGUUUGUUGCUUGUGUUCGACAGUUGCGGAAUACUCAUGUGAAAUACGUGUACGACUUCACUAUAGCGUACAAAAAUGAAAAGAAAACGGCAGAUCUCCCAUUGCCGCCAAAUCUGAUCCAAGUUCAUGCGUAUCCUGUUCUGUCACCCCCAUGGUCUUUUCACGUCCAUAUUAAACGUUAUGCAAUUGAAGAUCUGCCGAAGAAUGAAGAAAAGCUUGUUGAAUGGGUAAAGCGAGUUUUUGUAGACAAGGACAAUUUGCUUGAAGAAAUGAAAAAACAUUGGACUAAUGCAAAAGCAUUAGCUUCAUUUUGUAUUGUCAGAAGUGAUACCGCUUCUACUCACGCACGAGUCGCUCGUGCAUCAACACCCUCAUCAUCACCAGCAUAUAAAUAUAGACAUCAAAGACGUUAA